UCUUCCCCAAACCUUCCAGCCCCCUCUCAGCGACUCGCUUCUGAGCCAUCGGACCGGACUCCAGCAGCAGGACUGACCCUCCAUUUGCUUCUGAAGGAGAAUUCCGCUCAGCCCUGCCUCUGCCACAGACUUCCUGCUUGUCCUUGGGCAAGUCACUUAAUGUGUCUGUGCCUCAUGGGGGUAGCAGUAACACUGUUCCCAGCUUACAUCCGCCCUGAGGCGCCGCUCACUGCUCCUUGGUGAAAUGGGGAGUGUCGACCCCUUGGCUGGUAGCUCCCGGUGGGGCCCUCAGCGGAGGAUGCCCUGAAAAAAGGCCUGUCUUCGAUGCCACGGGCACAGGGCACCUUUCAACAGCCACGUGAAAUUCACGCUAAAGGGGGAGGAAACGGCGACAGCUUGGCCCUUACCGCCCUUUCCAUUUGAAAUCAAUUUAAAACACAUGGAGGAAUGUUAUUUUCCUGCAGCUCCAGCCGUCUGCGUUCUUAUCUUGCUGACGCAGACGUGAAGUGUGGCUAGCGCUUAAUAAGAUCGUUAUCAGGCUUGAUUAAAACACGAGGGAGGAGCAGUCUGGAGGUUCCAUUCCCGUGCGGGGUGACGGAGGGAGAAAUCGGCCCAAGAACCACGCAACGCAAAGCCCUUGGCUGUCGCAGAUGCAAGUCACCCCCGCGCCCAGGCGGUAAACGACCUGCGCAGAAAGCCAGUGUCCAGGACUCACAAGCACGGUGCUUGUUAAUCUCGCCCUGCGUGGUAGGCACUACAGAUUGAACCUCUCUAGUCCGGCACCCUGGGGACCUGACCAGAGAGUUUGCGGGACCGCGGGAGGUCACUGUUGUCUGACAGCAUCACCGACUCUUGCACGGCUUGCUGGGCUCUUAGAAGACACUGAGGGGUAAACUGGAGCUAAAGAACAGCCCAGAGCACUGAGAGCCAGGCCUGGUGGCUGUAAACAAACUUCAUGGGACUGCGGGAAACUUGGCCGCACGCCGGAGCACGGCUGUUGCCAGGCUGGAGAGGUUCCCCCGUCGUCUUGACUGGCUGAAUUUUGGACCUUGGGAAACGGUCACGAAUGUCAGCAGAGCUGGGAGCCGGCGUGACUCCAGGAGGCGGAGGGAAGCGGAAAGGGCGGAGUAAGAAGUGGCGAGAGAUCCUCCGGUUCCCGCACAUCAGCCAGUGCGACGACCUGCGGAAAGGCCUGGAGCGGGACUACGACAGCCUGUGCGACCAGCAGCCCAUCGGCCGGUUGCUCUUCCGGCAGUUCUGCGAGAGGCGGCUGGAGCUGCUGCGCUGCAUCCGCUUCCAGGACGCUGUGACCGACUACGAGCUCUCCCCGGAUGAGCGGCGCAAGGAGAUGGGCGAGACGAUCGUCCGGAGGUUCUUCAAAACCGAGUCCCCGGACUACGUGCCGGAAAUCAGCCCGACCCUCAUGACCCAGUGCCGGGAGAACCUGCAGAAAAGCGCCUGCAGAGACCUCUUCAGGCCGGGGCCACACUCAGCGCUCUCUGUGGCCCCGCAGCCCCGAGCCGUGUACUGCAAGGACGUGCUGGACAUCGAGCAGUUCUCCACCGUCAAGGGCAUCAACCUGGACCAAACGGACAAUGACUUCUACGCCAAGUUCGCCACGGGCAGCGUCUCCAUCCCCUGGCAGAAUGAGAUGAUCGAGACGGAGUGCUUCAAGGACCUGAACCUGUUUGGCCCCAACGGGACACGCUCCCCGGACCUGGACUGGAAGCAGCUCCCCGAGCCCCCCAAGCCCAGCCUGCUGCUGGCCAGCACCCUGCUCCUAGACCCACAGGAAUGGCCCUCCCCAAGGAGCAGGCCCCACUGA
This is a messenger RNA of Pelodiscus sinensis (Chinese soft-shelled turtle), 1825 nucleotides long. NCBI's taxonomy places the organism in Eukaryota, Metazoa, Chordata, Testudines, Trionychidae. The record is from RefSeq and is a predicted model, not a curated record.